GAUCGUAUCGUGAUGACGUCAUCGCAUGCCACACUAGAUUUAACUACACGUACACGUAUAUACACAAACACAUGUAUAUAGAUACACAUUAAUAUACGUAGAUCAUUACGUGUAAGACAAGAUUCUCUUCUUUUGACAAACGUCUCAGUGACUCAGUCUAUAAAUUUCAUUUAACCCAUUGCGAUAUUCUCUUCUCCAUCUUCAUCGAUAAUCUCUCUAACUUCUUUCUCUCAUCUUCUCGGGGAAAUAUACUCUAUUUUCAGUUCUUUUGAAUCUUUAAAUAUUUGAUUACUUGUGUUAGGACAAAAAUAAUCUUUGAAAAUUUCCAAUGUCGGAAGAAUAUGAAGAAUCGGACAUUAUAUUUUCCGAGCAAGCCACGAUCCAAGAGUGUAACCAGAAAACUAGAUUCUCUAACAUCAGAAAUGACGAGAAGGGCACAAGGCAGCGUGUGGCUGCGAAGAAAACAUCUCCCAUGAGUAUUCCGGUGAAUAAUUUCCGGCGUACGGAAUGGGAAACGACUGAGGAGGAGGAGGAGGAGGAGGAGGAGGAGGAGGAUAAGACUCCUCCACAUGUGAUAGUCGAAAGAAGGUUGAAAGAGCAAAUAGCGUUUUCCGUUUGUGCCCUUAAAGGAAGAGACCUGAAUCGUCACCGCAACUCCGUUCUUAGGAUGACCGGCUUCUUAGAGGCUUGAUUUAUUUAACCGGCCGGUUCAGUUUGUACUAUUUUAAUCAACUGACCGGUUUUUUCUUUUUUUUUCUUUUUCUUCGGGUGUGUGAUUGGAUGAAUCCAAGACAUGUCUUGCAAUAGAAUUAUUUUAAUGUGAGUCUAGUUUUUUUUUAAUUA
This is a messenger RNA of Brassica napus (rape), 843 nucleotides long. RefSeq lists its product as uncharacterized. Lineage: Eukaryota; Viridiplantae; Streptophyta; Magnoliopsida; Brassicales; Brassicaceae. The transcript has a single exon. The coding region runs from base 329 to 691 and encodes 120 amino acids. The record is from RefSeq and is a predicted model, not a curated record.